CGUCACGUGCCACACUCCCAGCACACAGCCAAGGCAUCGGAUCACCCGUGGUUUGGGCCUGAGCGCCGCGCUGCGUCUGACGCUAAGUAUCGUGCUUGGCGUACCUACAAGAAGCACCAAACGGCACGAAAUAAAAGAAAACAUAAAGAGGCAGCCCAGCGAAUAAGAAUCACACAGGACUGGGCUUCGUAACAACACUGGUCAAAACUGCCUUAAGGAAAAGCUGAGGAGCGGCCAGGUAAUAACACGGCCUCAAUGGGGCAAUGUUUAUCUUAAGGCAUUUCCCAGAGAAACAUCCUUUGUUAUCGGCCUCUGGUUUCCUCUUGUCGCUACCUCAGACAGCGUUCGGGCAGCACGCACAAGGCAAGACACAAUGAAUGCUACGGACAACCAGACCCGAGAGUGUAACCCGCUGGGCGUGUACGGCCCCGGGGAGCCGCCGGUGCCCGCGUCCCUGCUGUGGGCGGCGCUGGUCCACUGCUUCUGCCUCAUCGUCAUCGGCACUCUGGGUAACGCGCUGGCGCUGUGGUGUGUAGUGACGUGCAGGCAGACGCGGCGGGAGGUGAAGGUGCUGCUGUUCAGCGUGUUCCUGCCCGCCCUGCUGGUGUGUCUGGUGACCCGGCCAGUCAUCGCGGAGGUCCGCAUCGCCCUCCUCACGUGUGAUUUACACAGAGUCUCGAAAAGAGUCCUCAAGGCCAACAGUGUCGUGUACGUCUUCCUGGCGCAAACAGAAGUGGCCUCCAUUGCUGCCGUGGCCGUGACAAGGGCAGUGUCUGUGUGGGCGCCGCAUAAGCCAAAGCUGGGGCUGCGAGGCACCGUCGUCUUGCUGACGGUGAUAUGUGUGUACGCGGCCCUCACCGGCAUGGUCCUGCUGAGGAUGGAGGCAACGGGCGCGCUAGACGAGGCGUGGGCGGACACGCUGAUCACCACACUCUACUUCUUGGACGCCACAGUGCCGGCGCUCGUCACCACCGUCGCCUACGCCCUCAUCGUGUUUGUCAUUCAGCGGAACAAGCGUCGCCUGGCCGCCAGUCAGUGCCAGGCGCGGGAAGCCACCAUGAUGGACCAUGCCACGCGGGCCAUGCUGGCGGUCUUCAUCAGCAACUUGAUCUUCGGCAUUCCGCACUCCAUCCACCACCUCAUGGGCAAACAGCCGCACUACAUGAAGGUCAUAUUUCACGUCCUCUUCUCGACGCACUUCAUGGUGGAUCCGCUGGCAUUCGUGUGGUUCAACAGUGGCUACCGGAGGCGUGUCGGUGCUAAAAUCAUGAGAGUGACACAAGCCAUUUCGCCCUUACCCUCGUCUGUUCACCCCGAGUCUGCCUCCAACCAUGACCACCACCACCAACACUCCUCUAAGCACAAGCAGGAAGAAGUCAAGAUCUGAUCCUUGCACCGAGAGGCCGCCGUUAAUGAAGAGGCUUGUGGACACACUCGACAUGAAAUUUUGCCAAAGUGACUCACGCGACCAUUUUUUUCCCCGUCCUGCACCUCCUCCUUCUCCUCGUCCUCCUCCUCCUCCUCCUCCUUUUCUUCCCCCCUCGAUUUUUGGUCAGAGUUCGUGUUUCUCAUAAUUAGUCGUCCUUUUAAGGCAAAAGAACGAAAUAACUUGCCACUGUCAGAAGAAGCAGGGACCCGAGUGCUGUUGCAAAGGCUUAAUUAAGAAUACUGCAGACAUUCCAUGAAGAAAACCAAUCAGUAUUAUUCUCCACACAAAUGAACCGUUUAUAUCGCUAACCCAGUGCAUAGAAACAUAUGCUUCGCCCACAAUUGCUGUGUGUUAGCUCAACUGUACCUUCAUGUAAUUAUAGUUUGAAUCGUUGAAAAUGUACGUUUGGGAAUUCUGUGUA
Messenger RNA from Eriocheir sinensis (Chinese mitten crab), 1850 nucleotides. Its product is annotated as probable G-protein coupled receptor 45. Gene Ontology annotation, biological process: G protein-coupled receptor signaling pathway. NCBI's taxonomy places the organism in Eukaryota, Metazoa, Arthropoda, Malacostraca, Decapoda, Varunidae. The record is from RefSeq and is a predicted model, not a curated record. The transcript has 7 exons. Gene Ontology annotation, cellular component: membrane. The coding region runs from base 374 to 1387 and encodes 337 amino acids. Gene Ontology annotation, molecular function: G protein-coupled receptor activity.